AUGAACGCCGACCAUGACUUUCUGCAAAAGAUGCUGGGCGAACAGUGUUAUAAUGCCAGCGAGCCUUUCAUCCCAGAUUCUUACCGUAUUGGUCUCUCGGGAGCGUGUCGAAUCGAAAAGGAAGCCACCGCCUGCGAAAACAGACUUCUAAAAGUGAACUGGGUCACGUUAUUCGAAGCCGAUGUAAUCGCAGCCAACGCAACCGGAAACCAAGCCGCCAUCCUCGACCAAUGUAUCGAGGGUCUUCACGAGGAGGGUGUCGAUCACGCAUUCACGAGCAGACUAGCGGCGGCUAUCUUCGCCCUGCUCAUCAUCUCCAUUUUCCUCAACGUGGGGGCACUCGCUGUGGCAGCUUGGACCGGCUCCGGUUUCAUAAAGCCGGUAUUCAUCAUCGAACUAGUGGAUGAGAUGAUUCUCGUGACUUGCAUUGGUAUUUUUAUUGGGAUCAUCAACCAUGAAGUUGGGCGAUAUAUUCCUGAUACCCUCCGACUUCGAGAUGUGGAUGAUAAGCAGAUCCUUGGUGUUGGGUUUUGGAUGUUGGUGGCGAUGUUCGCUACGAGGGCCGUCUCUCAUCCACUCUUGUUCAUAACUACUCUAGUGGUUGCGUUGAUUGUUGUCAUUGUUCCGAUUCUCCUGCUGCUUGCGUGCUGUUGCGGAGGGGACAGGCGGGAGGAAGUGGUAAUCGAUAUUCGACACAGGAUAAACGGCAUGUAUGGGGCUGAGGAAUGGGAAAAGUGA
Messenger RNA from Scedosporium apiospermum, 738 nucleotides. RefSeq lists its product as uncharacterized. The record is from RefSeq and is a predicted model, not a curated record. NCBI's taxonomy places the organism in Eukaryota, Fungi, Ascomycota, Sordariomycetes, Microascales, Microascaceae. The transcript has 2 exons. The coding region runs from base 1 to 738 and encodes 245 amino acids.